This is a messenger RNA of Caenorhabditis auriculariae, 379 nucleotides long. Lineage: Eukaryota; Metazoa; Nematoda; Chromadorea; Rhabditida; Rhabditidae. The record is from the annotation of a GenBank genome assembly.
AUGUGUUCUAAGGAGGUUCGAGGGUUUCAAAUCCCGGAUUUCCCAGCCGACAUGACAAAAUGGCAACUCGACGGAAGGCGAUACACUUGUUCGACAAGGGACAACAGCCGUGUGGUCGUGUCGACAAAUCCUCUGACAAACGCCGCCGCGUUGAGAUGUGUGAGCCUAGUGCUCUAUGUAAUUGGCUGGUGCUCAUUUGUCACUCAUCAUUUAGGUCUGCGGUCGGGCGCAAGUGUCGACGCCUUGGGCUAACAGACCGUCCGGAGCCAACUUCAACUCGUCACAUUUACGACCGUGUCAUCGAGGCAAAAACAUGUGCGCUUUUGCAGCUGCCCUCUGCAGCAAUUUGUCAGAGCUUAGAAAACGAUUCCUAUCGUGA